Molecule: messenger RNA, 3917 nt
Organism: Ooceraea biroi (clonal raider ant)
Lineage: Eukaryota; Metazoa; Arthropoda; Insecta; Hymenoptera; Formicidae
Biological process (GO): proteolysis
Molecular function (GO): serine-type endopeptidase activity
Source: RefSeq, a predicted model, not a curated record
UACGGUUUCAUAGUCAUGUCACAGCUUUUCGUACUGCUGGUGAAGAUCAUUCUGAUCGCAAUGAUGAUCAGUAUCGUGUCUUUGGAAGAUGCGAAUCCGAAAUUCGAGCAGGACGAAAAAUCCGUAAUGAUUCAUACAAAAAACGUUACUUUAUCUCGAAACCCGAAAAUCUUAUUUAAGGAUUCACCGUCCCUAUUCUUCUUGCACCUGCUCAAGUGCAAACAUCCACAUUAUCAGAAGCUGGACAGAGUCAACCCUACCACUCCGAGGCCUACCACACCGCCUCCUAGAACUUGCAUCUGCGUACCGUUUUAUCUGUGUGACGCUAAUCAGACUAUCAUCACCGAUGGUUCAGGAAUUAUCGAUGUUCGACAGAGCACUCGACAAUGUAUCGGAAACUUGGAAGUCUGCUGCUAUCCGCGAAAUGCCACGAGACCUCCAACACUUCCUCCAACACUUCCUCCGACUGUAGCUCCAACCAGACCACCGACAGUACUUCCUACAGUACCUCCAACAUUACCACCAAUAGUUUUGCCAACUGUAUCACCAAGUCCCCCCGUGACUGGAUUUCCAAAUCUGAACUGCAUUUGCGUGAAUAGAUCGCUUUGCGAUCCCAAUGGAAUAGUAACUUUGUCUGGAGAGGGUGUCAUAGACCCACGUCAAAACGUAUUGUGCUCCGGCGUCAAUCAAGUCUGCUGCAGGAUACUAAUAGCCCCAACGCAACUACCGACGAGACCUCCAACAAUAAUGCCUACAAUGACACUGCCGCCUUCAGUCAUCAGAUCACCUGGACAACUGCCACUCACCGAUUUGCUAGGUCCUUUGAAGAAUCCGAAUACUCCUCAGGCCUGUUACUGUGUGAAAACCUGGAUAUGUUCCGAAGGAAACGUAGUCAGUCCGGACGGAUUGGGCGUGAUCGAUCCCAGAUUCACGGCGUGCCCAUCAGCGGAUGAAGUGUGCUGUCGACCCUUAGGAAUCGAUCUCCAAGCGCUCCGCAAUGCAGCUUCCGUGUCUCGCGAUGCUACAAACGACAUUGAACGAUUUGACAUUGAACGCCUCUCUGCUUAUCACGUCACUUGUGGUAUACGAAAUGACACUUAUGUAUCGGCACAACCUUUUCCUGCUGACUCUGAUAAGACUUAUUUCGCCGAAUUCCCAUGGAUGGUCGCACUUCUCAUAAAAUCUGCAGAUAGUACAUCUUAUACUUUUCACUGUGGCGCUUCGAUGAUCAGCAACAGCGCCGUUCUCACUGCUGCACAUUGCGUUGUAAAUCGGAAACCCGAAGAUUUGGUGGCACGUUUUGGUCAAUGGAACAUUGAGAGUAACGUUCAACCGCUGCCCAGUCAAGAAGCGAACAUCUUGGACAUUAUUAGCCAUCCAUCGUACUACAGUGGAGGACUAUUCCACGACGUCGCUGUUCUCAUUCUGGAGAAACCAGUUGUCUACAAUGUAAACGUCCUGCCAGUUUGCCUUCCCGAGCAAGGUAUGGUCUUCGCGGCCGGGACCAGGUGCUACGGAACAGGAUGGGGCAGCGGUUCGAUCGGAUCAGAAUAUCAAUCCGAGCUACGAAAGGUGAAUCUUCCUAUCGUUGAUCGAGCGGAUUGUCAAACCCGUUUACAAAACACGAAAUUGGGCCAAUACUUCCAAUUGCACGGGUCGUUUAUCUGCGCGGGAGGUGAAACAAACAGAGACAUGUGCCGUGGAGAUGGCGGUGGACCUUUAGUUUGUCAAACUUCCACAGGACAAUUCUUUCAGGCGGGCAUCGUUUCAUGGGGUAUCGGUUGCGGAACUUCUAACGUUCCUGCAGUGUACACUAGCGUGUCGCAACACCGUCAAUGGAUAGAUCAGCAACUCGCAACUUAUGAACACUUACGUAAAGUCUCAAAGAUUUUACGUCACAGGAAUUUUGUUUUCCAAGAACAUGCGGGAUUUUCUGCUGAAAUUCCAGGAAAAUCCAAGUGGCAGGGUCAACAUGCCAGGGAAAUGGUUCCUCGAGUCCACUCUUGGAAUGGCAACGAGCAAUGGCAAUAUCAAGAAGGAAAGUGGGGAGAAUCCAUGAUAAAUGCUCGGAGUAGGGAUUCUCUCUGGAUGUACGGAAGAAACCACAGAGGUCCACCACUCAGAGCUGUGCUAAUCGCGUGCGUUGCUGCUCCAGGUGGCAGGUGCUCGUCUGUCGCUCCUUGCAUCCCUUUCUGGUGCUUAGAUAGAGUCCUUGGGAUCCCGGUGCGAACCAUGCGGCAACUGGUUUCCGCGUUGACCUUGGUCAGCUUGGCCAUGGUAGCGGCAUUGCCCGCGGCGCAAGAAGACAAAGGCCUCACCGGUCUCAUCGAAGCAGCGUUUCCCGAAACCAAAGGAACGAGCCCUCAACCGUUGCCAGAGAUAAACGGCGAUAUCGACAGCCUCAUCCAGGAUGUGUUCAACACUGGAAAUGUCACCAGCACAACCUCCAGGAAUCUCAUCCUCGGCACGCAGAAUCAAACGCCCUCGAAGCCGGACGACUGCGAAUGCGUGCCCUACUAUCAAUGCAAGGACGGUACGAUUCUGGACAACGGCGUCGGCAUCAUCGAUAUCAGGUCCGGUUUUGGUGAUAAGGAUGGGGAGCCCAAGGGAGGUCUCGGGCCUUGCGAGAACUAUUUGGAUGUUUGCUGUAAGCCACCAGAUCGACAGGCACCAGCGACGCCACCCCCGAUCGGUAGAAUUGGAUGCGGACAACGACAUGCUGCUGGAGUCGGUUUCAGAAUUACUGGCCAGACGGAUAAUGAAACCCAGUUCGGCGAGUUCCCGUGGAUGGUGGCGAUCUUGAAGGAAGAGGCCAUCGGCGCGGACGGCCAAAAGUUAAAUGUUUAUCAAUGUGGCGGAGCUCUUAUCCACAGACAAGCCGUUCUCACAGCAGCUCACUGCGUAAAUGGGAAACAGCCACACGAGCUGAAAAUCCGCGCAGGAGAAUGGGACACAAAGACGAAGAACGAGAUUUACCCGCAUCAGGAUCGCGAUGUCGACAGAGUGGUCGUUCAUGAGAAUUUCCAUUCGGGUGCACUCUACAACGAUUACGCAAUCUUGUUUCUCAAAAACCCGGUCGAGUACGCGGAGAACGUGGAUAUCGUGUGCUUACCAGAAGCGAACGCAAUUUUCGACGGAUCCCGGUGCUUUGCUAGCGGAUGGGGAAAAGACGUGUUCGGCAAAGAGGGUCGUUACCAGGUGAUCUUAAAGAAAGUGGAACUUCCUGUGGUACCCCAUAACAUUUGCCAAAAUGUUUUGCGUACCACCAGAUUAGGAAGAUACUUUGUUCUGGACCAGAGCUUCAUUUGCGCGGGUGGUGAAGCAGGAAGAGAUACCUGCAAGGGUGACGGCGGAAGUCCCUUGGUGUGUCCUUUGAGGAAUGAUCCACAACGGUAUGUUCAAGCUGGAAUUGUGGCCUGGGGACUGGGUUGCGGCGAAUCUGGAACUCCCGGCGUUUACGCCAACAUUGCUCAUAGUCGACGAUGGAUCGACGAGCAAAUGGCAUUUUACAAUUUAGACAAUACCGUCUAUCAAUAUCCCAACUAGCCAUCGCUUUCAUCUGACGUGCCAGUAAAUUAUGCAAAGUUUAUCUUAUCAGAUCAUUUAUGACGCAUUAUGUCAAUGUUUUUAUAUUGAGCGUUUUGCAUUGAAUAGCUGAGAGAGCAAAUAUGAUGUUAGCACAAGUUGCACAUUGACACUUAAUACUCAGACGAUUUAGUAUAGAAUAGGAUUUCACGAAUCUCCUUAAUGUUUAACAUCCUGUAUUAAAUUGCGUUUGUGCACUGAAUUAUAAUGCGUUCGAGAACGAUUGUAUUAUAGAUUUAUGGAAUGAAGAACGAAUAAUGCUCGUAAAUAUGAAUUUAUGACAUUUUAUAUGUAACGCAUAAGUAAAUAAUAAAACAUUUUUAUUAAAAAUA